Molecule: messenger RNA, 2691 nt
Organism: Larimichthys crocea (large yellow croaker)
Lineage: Eukaryota; Metazoa; Chordata; Actinopteri; Sciaenidae
Gene: gpaa1
Product: glycosylphosphatidylinositol anchor attachment 1
Exons: 13
Coding region: 216-2063 (615 amino acids)
Biological process (GO): attachment of GPI anchor to protein
Cellular component (GO): GPI-anchor transamidase complex; membrane
Source: RefSeq, a predicted model, not a curated record
CGGAAGUGGGUCCGCCGCAUUAAUGUCUUCGCAGGGAACAAGGAAACAGCUGCUGCAGCGCUGCAGGUGGAUGAGUCCUGACUGUUCGCUGUACACAGGUGUAUACUUCACAGGUAACGUGAAGCUGUGCUGCCUUCAGGGUCCUGUGUCUCCGAGCUUUAUCACGUUACAACAACAACAACAACAACAACAACAACAACAACAACAACAACAACAUGGGUCUGCUGUCUGACCCGAACAGGAGACGGGCUUUGAUCAGCCUGCUCACCCGCCUCAACGCUCCAAUCUGUGUGGUCUGCUACAUGGCGGGCGUGGCCUGGUUCAUGGGGUUAGCGUUCGAGCCCUUCACUCUGCGGACGUACAUGUCAGAGAACGCCAUGGGGUCCACGAUGGUGGAGGAGCGCUUUCCAUCGGGGGAGAGGGCGCUGGCCACGGGCAGGGAGUUUUCAGCCCAUAAGAAGAGAGCAGGUGGGAUGCCGGUGGAUUGGCUGGUGAAAACCAUGCAGGCUCGAGGGUUAGAGGUGUUUACCCAGAGGUUCUCUCGUACGCUGCCUUUCCCUGAUGAAAACAAAGAGAGAUAUAUGGUGAAAGGCACAAAUGUAUACGGGAUCCUUCGGGCUCCCAGAGCUCCACGGACUGAAGCCCUGGUGCUGAGUGCCCCCUGCACCCCAGGAGACAACAACAACCAGGCAGUGGGGCUGCUACUUGGCUUGGCACAGUACUUCAGGAAUCAGAUUUUCUGGGCCAAGGACAUCAUAUUCCUCGUGAAUGAGCAUGAUCUGAUUGGUAUGCAGGCCUGGCUGGAGGGCUACCAUCACACAAACACUACAGGAAUGGACUGGUCUCCACUUCAAGGCCGUGGUGGUUCAAUCCAGGCAGCUCUGUCCCUGGAGCUCAGCAGUGAUGUGAUCACCAGUAUGGACCUGGUACUGGAAGGCCUCAAUGGCCAGCUCCCAAACCUGGAUUUAGCGAACCUCUUCUAUGCCUUCUGUCAGAAGAUCGGAGUCCUCUGCACCAUCCAGGGCAAGCUGCAGAGGAAUGACUGGGACAGUGUGUCAGGCUACAGCCAUUCAGUCCAGACCAUGAUGCUGAUGGUAAUGAAGCAGGCCAGUGGGCGGCCUUGGGGCGAUCAUGGCCUUUUCCUGCGAUACCACAUUGAGGCCGCCACCGUCAGGGGCAUCAACAGUUUUCGUCAGUACAAGACUGACACCACCACGAUCGGCAGGCUCCUGGAAGGAAUGUAUCGUAAGCUGAAUAAUCUCCUAGAGCGCCUGCACCAGUCCUACUUCUUCUACCUCAUGCCCUCCCUCUCUCACUUUGUCUCCAUUGGUUACUACAUGCCAGCCUUCGGCCUCCUCGCCGUCAUCCUGCUGCUUCGUGCCUUAGACCUGUGGGUUCAACUCGCCACUCCUCCACAGAGAACCGAAGAUGGAGUCCCUGACACUGAGCAGAUGUCCAGUCCAGGAGUGCUGUCAGUGUUGACUCCUCUGGUGAUCAGCCAUCUGACAGGAGUAGCUCUGUACACCCUGCCAAUCCAGUUUCAGGAGAUGGCUGUCGAACACUUCCCGGUAUCUGAGACCGAGGCUGUGGUCCUGACAGCCAUUGCAGUUUACACAGCCGGCCUGGCUUUGCCUCAUAACACACACAGGCUGCUGUCAGGCGAGGGGACGGAGCAGGGCUGGAAGGUGUUGAAGCUGGUGGCUGUGCUGUACCUGGCUGUGCUCCUGGGUUGCACCGCCCUCAUCAAUUUCUCCCUGGGCUUCAUCCUGGCUCUCACUCUGGUGCCCGUGGCUGCUUUCGUCACACCCCACGUGCCAAAGGUUCUUUCCGCCUUCAUCCUGGUCAUCCUCAGCCCAGCCUGCACACUCCUCUUUUCUGUCUUUUUCUUCCAAGAGCUGCAGGAAGUGCCUACCAGCUUCCAGGAGGGUUGGUUGCUCUACCUGUCAGUCAUCUCACAGGGCAUCCUGGACCACUUCCUGUACGGCUCUCUGGUUUACCCUCUCAUAGCUCUGCUGGUUUACCCAUGCUGGCUGCUUUUCUGGAACAUUCUCUUCUGGAAGUAAACGCCAGUCAUACAGGACUACUGAAGGCUUUCAUGGAGAGAAAACCCCUCUGAGGUGGUCUCAGGUUUGUCUUCACUCUGGGAAACGUGAAUGACAUGAAUAAAAUCCACUGGAGAGUUUGGAAAAAAAGAUGAUUGUCUAUAGUUGACCUGGAAAGAAUGCAGCAACUGUUUUUUGGGACUUUUUGUUGGUUGAAAGUGAUUUAAUUCUCUAAACAUUUGAGGUUUUCAUGAUGAAAUAAAGCAGAACGGACUGUUUUGUACUGUACGUCAUACUCACAUGAUUAAGUGGAAGAGGGGUUGAUCUUUUCAAAUAUAAAUGACAUGCUUGAGUUGCUUCCUGUUCAAGAUUUUGGUUUAAGGAUUUUCUUUGUUGUACAUGAAGAAAAUGACUGCACUGCUGUUUUGUUUCUUUAAGAUCUUGUUUUACUGGGUAGGAUGGUGAUGCAUGAAACAUCUGUUGGAGAAACAACCUGUUUGGCUCAUAGUCUGCCUCAUUUUAAUAUGUGUAUACAUCUGCUGUUGAACAAGCCAUCACUACAUCCAAUAUUUUUAUACUUGUUUUGAUAACUUUAUUUGAAACGUGUUUAUUUCGUAUUUAUAAAUGCCAAAUUAAAAGACUAAAAGAG